AUGUGUGCGCCCCUCUGUCUCUCCCUCGUUAUUUCUCUCCUUGGCUGGAUUUCCCUAAAACCUCUGGAAGGGGUAGGCGCUUUCCCGAGUCCCAGCCUCGCGCCCCGCUGGCCGUGCUCUGCGGUGGGUGUCCGCUGUCUGGGCGAGGAGCACGCCCCCAGCAUGGACCUCGCCGCCUUGCUGAAGUCGCCCUUCCUCUGCCACCUCAUCUUCUGCUACGUCUUCGUUGCCUCGGGGCUCAUCAUCAAUGCCCUUCAGCUCUGCACGCUCCUUCUCUGGCCGGUGAACAAGCAGCUCUUCCGGAAGAUCAACUGCCGGCUGUCCUACUGCGUCUCCAGCCAGCUGGUGAUGCUGCUGGAGUGGUGGUCGGGUACAGAGUGCGUCAUCUACACGGACCCCCGAGCCUACCCCAAGUACGGGAAGGAAAACGCCAUUGUCGUACUGAACCACAAGUUUGAAAUCGACUUCCUCUGCGGCUGGAGCCUGGCUGAGCGCUUUGGGGUGUUAGGGGGCUCCAAGGUCCUGGCCAAGAAGGAGCUGGCCUACGUCCCCAUCAUCGGCUGGAUGUGGUACUUCACCGAGAUGGUCUUCUGCACACGCAAGUGGGAGCAGGACCGCAAGACCGUCUCCGAGAGCCUCCUGCACCUGCGGGACUACCCCGAGAAGUACUUUUUCCUGAUUCACUGUGAGGGCACACGGUUCACGGAGAAGAAACACCAGAUCAGCAUGCAGGUGGCCCAGGCCAAGGGGCUGCCCAGCCUCAAGCACCACCUGCUGCCUCGCACCAAAGGCUUCGCGGUGACCGUGAGGAGUUUGAGAAAUGUAGUUUCAGCUGUGUAUGACUGUACACUCAAUUUCAGAAACAAUGAAAAUCCAACACUGCUGGGAGUCCUCAAUGGCAAGAAAUAUCACGCAGAUUUAUACGUUAGGCGGAUUCCUCUAGAAGAAGUCCCAGAGGAGGAGGACAAGUGUGCGGCCUGGCUGCACAGACUCUACCAAGAGAAGGACGCCUUCCAGGAGGAGUACUCCCGCACGGGCACCUUCCCUGAGACACCCAUGGUGCCCCCGCGGCGGCCCUGGACGCUUGUGAACUGGCUCUUCUGGGCCUCGAUGCUCCUCUACCCCUUCUUUCGCUUCGUCGUCAACAUGGUCAGCAGCGGCUCCUCCCUGACGCUCGCCAGCUUUGUUCUCGUCUUCUUCGUGGCUUCCAUGGGGGUCCGAUGGAUGAUCGGCGUCACGGAAAUUGACAAGGGCUCUGCCUACGGCAACAUGGACAGCAAGCAGAAACACAGCGACUGACCCGGGACGUGUCACCACCCGAAGGGGACCUUGG
Messenger RNA from Budorcas taxicolor (takin), 1333 nucleotides. It is a transcript of the gene AGPAT4, whose product is annotated as 1-acylglycerol-3-phosphate O-acyltransferase 4. Lineage: Eukaryota; Metazoa; Chordata; Mammalia; Artiodactyla; Bovidae. The record is from RefSeq and is a predicted model, not a curated record. Gene Ontology annotation, cellular component: endomembrane system; mitochondrial outer membrane. Gene Ontology annotation, molecular function: 1-acylglycerol-3-phosphate O-acyltransferase activity. The transcript has 9 exons. The coding region runs from base 1 to 1299 and encodes 432 amino acids.